This is a messenger RNA of Schistosoma intercalatum, 1906 nucleotides long. Lineage: Eukaryota; Metazoa; Platyhelminthes; Trematoda; Strigeidida; Schistosomatidae. The record is from the annotation of a GenBank genome assembly.
GUUCAGUCAUAAGUUGUGCGGUGGGCUUUUCGCUCUAGUUUUUGAUUUAUAAGAUUGUCUUAGUCAUAGAGUUGUGUUGUUUCUGUUCACUGUCGGUCUCUUUCACUAUUAAGUGUGCGCUUGCUGUGUCGUUGACUCACUUUAUCUUAUGUUCCCUUUUCUAGCACUCCAAGCUAUUGUGCGUGUUCUUCUUGUACACAAAGUACCUUCUGGCCUGACACAAACCACAACAACUGACUCCCGUCCCUUGUUCAGGGUUCGUCUGACUCCAUAACAACACAAAUUACUGCCAACAAAACUACACAUGUUCAAAAAGUUUGACGAAAAGGAGGACAUUUCCUGUACAAAUAAUGCUAAGAACUCCAUCGUGAAAUCUUUACGCACUCGACUGACUGAAGGUUAUGGCAUUGAUAGUAAAAUGGUUGAUCAGAUUUUACCCAAGAAAGAUGUUGUAAAACACAUUAAGUGUCAUGAACAUGUCGACUUGUAUUCAGAUUCUGACGGUGAAGUCAUGUUUUUCCGACAACGUGAGGGUCCGUUUAUUCCAUCGCUGAGAUUGCUUCAUAAAUAUCCUUUCAUCCUACCUCAUUUACAAGUUGACAGAGGUGCUAUCAAGCAUGUUUUAAAUGGGUCAAAUAUUAUGUGUCGUGGUUUGACAUCACCCGGUGCUCGGAUGACAGAAGUUCCUAAGGAGUCAGUUGUUGCUGUAAUGGCAGAAGGCAAAACAAAUGCACUCGCAGUUGGUAUUACUAUGUUAUCUACUGAUGAGAUUGAAGAAGAACACAGCUUGUCAACCAACAAUGGCAUUGGGGUCAAAAAUAUACAUUAUUUGAAUGAUGGAUUAUGGCGUCUCAAAGGACUUCACUGUCGGAAAUACAAAGGAAAAACAUGCGUUUUUAUAGCACUGUGUUUCUUUGCAGCAUUCCUAUAUUUCACUAAACAUUAUAUCGUCAAUGAUGUAAUAAUAAGGAUAUCCGAUUGGAAGUGGGGUCCAGCUGAUAGUCAGAAUUGUCCAGUAUUUGAUCACUCUAAAGAAGACCCUACUAUUAAUCGUAUGGCAGUUUUAGUACCGUUUAGAGACCGUUUCACUGAAUUGCAAGAAUUCAUACCUCAUUUAAACAACUUCCUCAAUAAUCAAAACGUUCGUCAUACAUUUUUUAUCAUUAAUCAAGUGGAUGAUCUUCGGUUUAAUAGAGGAGCUUUGUUAAAUGUAGGAGCACUUGAGUCACUUGAAGCUGAAGUUAAUGGAAUUAUUGUUGAAAGUAUUACUCAAAAAAAUUCAUUGUAUCAGUUAUCUUCACAAUGUUUAAAACUUCCUUUUACAAAAUAUUUGGCUUUACAUGAUGUUGACUUACUACCUGAAGAUCCGGCAUUAAAAUAUAAUAUGCCAUCGGAAUUAGGACCGAUUCAUCUUAUUCCAUUUUAUCUUCAUCCACGUUAUUAUUAUUUUAAAGAAUAUGCCGGUGGUGUUUUAAUCAUUAAAAGAACUCAAUACAGUUUAGUUGGUGGUAUGUCAAACUCAUUUUGGGGAUGGGGACGAGAGGAUGAUGAAUUUCAGAUACGUUUAAAAUCGAAAGGAUUUAAGUUAAUGUUAGUAAAUUCGACUUGGCAGAUUAAUCAACAAACUGUAUUUGGUUGUUUAAAUGUAAAACUCUUGGGAGUUUUGAUUAAAGAAACUUCUAAUAUAGACUACGUUUUUAUUAUUUCUCAUAAAACUUUUGAAUUGAAAAUUGAUGACCCAGUAAUAAAUGUCCUCACUCUACCUCAAACUUGUAGUGCACCAGAUAUUUUUUGUGCUUUACUUCAAAUAAAAAAUAUAGACAAAUGUUUGAGGAAUAAACAUCAUGUUGGAAAAUUUAUAAAUUUGAUUGAUUCCAAUGAUUUUGGACCGAGUAUUCGAUGGUGA